AUGGGCGAGCUUCCCAGGAACCGCUUUGCCAACACGCUGGCUCCGACCUGGGCCUUCUUCUCUGCCCGCGUCACUCUCGACAGCGAGAGCUGCAUUAUUAGCAUCAUCAUUGUUUUGGCUGGAGCCAUUGCACUUAUCAUCGGUUUUGGUAUCUCAGGAAUUGCAGGGAGACACUCCAUUAGAGUCACUACUCUCACCUCCGCUGGGAACAUCGGGGAGGAUGGAAUCCUGAGCUGCAUUUUUGAACCUGACAUCAAACUUUCUGAUAUCGUGAUACAGUGGCUGAAGGAAGGUGUUAUGGGCUUGGUACAUGAGUUCAAAGAAGGCAAAGACGACCUGUCAGACCAAGACGAGAUGUUCAGAGGCAGGACGGCUGUGUUUGCAGAUCAAGUGAUAGGUGGCAAUGCCUCGCUGAGGCUGAAAAACGUGCAACUGACAGAUGCUGGCACCUAUAAAUGUUACAUCAUCACCUCCAAAGGCAAGGGGAAUGCUAACCUUGAGUAUAAAACUGGAGCCUUCAGCAUCCCAGAGGUGAAUGUGGACUAUAAUGCCAGCUCAGAGAGCCUACGGUGUGAGGCUCCCCGAUGGUUCCCCCAGCCUACAGUGGUCUGGGCAUCCCAAGUUGACCAAGGAGCCAACUUCUCAGAAGUCUCCAAUACCAGCUUUGAGCUGAACUCUGAGAAUGUGACCAUGAAGGUUGUGUCCGUACUCUACAAUGUCACGAUCAACAACACGUACUCCUGUAUGAUUGAGAACAACAUUGCCAAAGCCACAGGGGAUAUCAAAGUGACAGACUCGGAGAUUAAAAGGCGGAGUCACCUGCAGCUGCUGAACUCAAAGGCCUCCCUGUGUGUCUCUUCUUUAUUUGCCAUCAUCUGGGGACUCCUGCCUCUCUCCCCUUACCUGAUGCUCAAAUAAGGUGCCUUGGCCACACGGAAACAUGCACAGUCACUGGUACGACAGGUGAGAUGAAUCACGAAUGGGGUGGGGGUCGGUUCCGUGG
Messenger RNA from Lynx canadensis (Canada lynx), 1003 nucleotides. It is a transcript of the gene VTCN1, whose product is annotated as V-set domain containing T cell activation inhibitor 1. Lineage: Eukaryota; Metazoa; Chordata; Mammalia; Carnivora; Felidae. The transcript has 5 exons. The record is from RefSeq and is a predicted model, not a curated record. The coding region runs from base 1 to 918 and encodes 305 amino acids.